Molecule: messenger RNA, 824 nt
Organism: Perkinsus marinus ATCC 50983
Lineage: Eukaryota; Perkinsozoa; Perkinsida; Perkinsidae
Exons: 8
Source: RefSeq, a predicted model, not a curated record
AUGGUGCUCAUCCCUCCUGGUAAGAUACCUCGUGUGCAUCACUGUGAGGGACGGAGAGGCAACCAUAAGGGUCGUCAGAAUAACUACAACUUCGUAUAUGUGGACCCUAGGGAGGAGAGUGGGCAGGAGCUGAUAGAGCAUGGCGAGGUGAGCUAUGAGGAUUGCAUGGAGGAGUUGGCGGCCAAGCAGGGUGAUGUAAGCAGUGGGUACAUGAGGAGGAGAAGUGUGGCUGAAGCCGAGACGACGGAGAGGAAACGACAGGAAGAAUACGAGAUGUCGAUACGGGAGGCUGAAGAGGCGAGGGCGAAGGCUGAUGCUGAGGCUAAGGCAAGGGAGGAGGAAUAUGAGGCUAGGCUGCAGGAAAUGCAGUCGCAGAAGGGGGGAGAGGAAGAGUUGCAGAGGUUGAGGAGGCAGUUGAAGUCUGAGAGGAAGGAGGCGGAGAGGGAGAGAGAGGCUAUGAUGAGGAAACAAAAAGGGUUGGAGGAGGCAGAGGGAAGCAACGCUGAUAGCGAAGGAGAUGGCCAGGCCUUAUACGUGAUGAGGGAUGCCAAGAAAGACGCCUUGCUCCAGGAUAAGGAUGACCCUUUCGGGGAUCCUGUCUUUUUGGAGAGGGAGGUAGGCAUAGCACGGAUCUCCCUGGAGUCUCUCACGAUGCAGUUAGAGAACGAGCUGGAUGCCAAGAUAGUGGAGGAGUCAUCACAACUCGUCGGGCAACCAUUGUCCUUUCGUUUGGUGGUCAAGCAGGCAUCCUGUCUCACUCCAAAAGAGCUGGCGAACAACGUAACGGUCCGCUAUAGGUGGCAGUUGGAUGAUGAGGAUACCAU